This is a messenger RNA of Hyposmocoma kahamanoa, 3803 nucleotides long. Its product is annotated as toll-like receptor 7. Gene Ontology annotation, biological process: signal transduction. The record is from RefSeq and is a predicted model, not a curated record. Gene Ontology annotation, molecular function: protein binding. The transcript is spliced from 2 exons. NCBI's taxonomy places the organism in Eukaryota, Metazoa, Arthropoda, Insecta, Lepidoptera, Cosmopterigidae. Bases 245 to 3523 code for a protein of 1092 amino acids.
CUGCCGCCACACUGGCAGGCCAAAUGCCUCGUCAGUUGCACACGAGCCAAGAUGAGGACGGCACGCGUCUGCGUUGCCUUCCGCACCGAAAGUACGUGCGCGAUGUAAACACACUGAGUGAAGUGAAAACAAAUCAUUGAUUAUAUCUCUGUACAAAACAUUAAUUUGAAUGAUAGUGAAUUAGUGACUGAAUGUUUUUAAUUACCGCUUCGCUUAGAUCGGUAUAGACAAAUGUGUGUAGAAAAUGUUUCAAUUGCUGACUCUUUUGUUAGUGACUUUAGGUGUUAAUGCCGCAUAUGCGCCGCGGGGCGUGGAUAACUGCAGCCGAUUAUCAGACAGUGUCGAGGGUAGCACCUUAUGUCGGGUGCGGACCCUUGAAACCGAUGGUUCCAGUUUUGUAUCUGUACCUCCUGAGAUUACGAAGCGACUCACGGUCGAGUGCAACCAACUACUGCUCUUCGAAAGUUUCCUUGAGGCAAACUAUUUUCAACGAUUUUCAACACUCACCGAACUAACACUUCACAAUUGCAAACUUCUCAGGAUACCAGGCAACGCUUUUGAAGGAUUACGUGAACUGAAAAAGUUGUUUAUCCGAUCGAAAAACUACGUUUGGAGUCCGAAUAAAAACUUGGAGCUUUCUCUUGGAACUUUUAACGGACUGCGAGAGCUGCAAAUAUUAGAUUUGGGUGAAAAUAGUUUGAAAGUUAUACCUUCAGAAGUAUUCUGUCCACUGGAUAAUUUGCAAGUUUUAAAUAUAACUCAUAAUAGAAUUAAGAGUGUUGACCGUCUCGGUUUUGGAAGAAAUUGUGGUACUGGCCUUCGAAGUUUGGAUCUUAGUAAUAAUGAAAUUAAGUCGUUGACGGAUGAAUCGGAAAUUACUGGACUGAGAAGACUUCAGGAACUAAGACUUCAAUAUAAUAACAUAACUGAUAUUUCCGGAGAAACUUUUAAUGGACUAAUUUCGCUAAGGAUUUUAAAUAUUUCUUAUAACAACCUUCAGUCUAUUCCAGAGGGCACUUUCGCGAACUUGAAAGAGUUGCGUGAGAUAUAUUUGAAUAAUAACCUGCUAUAUGAGUUAGCUAGAGGCGUAUUUCACCGAUUAGAACAGUUACUCGUAUUAGAUCUAUCGAAUAAUCAGCUCUCGAGCGCUCACAUUGACGGCGGCACAUUUAUUGGCCUUAUACGUUUAGUCAUUCUGAAUUUAUCCAAUAACGCGUUGACAAGGAUAGAUGGUAAGACGUUUAAAGAUUUAUUCUUCCUGCAGAUAUUAGAUUUAAGAAAUAACUCCAUUGGGUACAUUGAAGAAAAUACAUUCCUUCCGCUUUAUAAUUUGCAUACCUUAAAUUUAGCUGAAAAUAGAUUGCACACGAUUGAUGAAUUUCUUUUCAAUGGGUUGUUUGUAUUAAGUAAAUUGAAUUUAAAUAAUAAUCUUUUAAUAAAUAUUGAUUCUGAAGCUUUCAAAAAUUGUUCCGAUUUAAAAGAACUAGAUUUAAGUUCAAAUCAGCUGACAGACGUUCCAAAAGCAAUUUGGGAGUUAUCUUUAUUAAAGACCUUAGAUCUCGGUGAGAACCAAAUAACCGAUAUAAAAAAUGGAUCAUUUAAGAAUUUGGAUCAACUAACUGGAUUGAGAUUAAUUGACAACCAAAUUGGAAAUUUGUCGAUUGGUAUGUUUUGGGAUUUGCCGAGUUUACAAGUAUUGAAUUUAGCAAGGAAUAAAGUACAAGCCGUGGAAAGGGGAAGUUUUCAAAGAAAUAAACAAUUGGAAGCCAUCAGACUUGACAGUAAUUUUAUAUCUGAUAUUAAUGGGGUGUUUGCAACUUUAGUUAGCUUAUUGUGGCUUAAUUUGUCUGAUAAUCAUUUAGUUUGGUUUGAUUAUGCUUUCAUACCGACUAAUUUAAAGUGGUUGGAUGUUCACGGAAAUUUCAUUGAACACUUGGGCAAUUACUAUAAGUUACAAGAUGAAAUUCACAUCAAAACUUUAGACGUCAGCCAUAAUCGUAUUGUUGAAAUCUCUCCAUUAGCAAUUCCGAACAGCGUGGAACUUUUGUUCAUAAAUAAUAACCACAUAAACAAUAUUCAAGUAAAUUCGAGUCAAGUGGAAAUCAUACAAAACAAAACCUUCGCUGGGCUGUCCUCGCUCAUUAAAUUGAAUCUCGCGAAUAAUAAGUUGAAAUAUUUAUACGGUUACGAGUUCGAACAUCUCACACAGCUGAAUGAGCUAUAUCUACAAAAUAACUUUAUCACUCAUAUAGGUAAUACCACGUUUUCAACUUUGCGUUUAUUAAAAAAAUUGAGAAUGGAUGGGAACAGAUUAAUAGAUUUUUCAAUUUGGAGCUUAACAUAUAACAGAAAUUUGAACGCAAUUGCAUUAGGUAACAACAUGUGGUCUUGUAAGUGUAGAUAUCUACAAAGAUUUACUGCUUUCAUAUCUGACAAUGUUCCCAAAAUUAUUGACUUAGCAGACGUUUGGUGUUGGAAUAGCGCUCAGACUCCACAAAAGAAAGAGCUCAAUUUUAACGGUACAAUAUGCAGCGACUAUUACGCUGGAGAUUCUGUUAUAGAUAAUAUGUUGGUCUCAAAUUACAUGCCCAUGAUGGUAACCACGCUCACGGGAUUCAUGCUAAUCAUGCUAGUCAUCCUCGUUAUUUUCUUGUUUAGAGACACAAUUCGCAUAUGGCUGUACACUAGAUGUGGAAUAAGAUUGUUUCCAUUCACUGGAGCGUACGACGACACUGAUAAAUUAUACGAUGCUUAUGUCUGCUACAGCCCAAAGGAUGAUGACUUUGUUAUUCAAACGUUAGCCGCUGAGUUGGAAAAUGGAAACCCUUCGUAUCACCUAUGUUUACACUACAGAGACAUACCACAACAUAACAUAGCCUAUAUGCAAUGCACAUUACCGCUUCCCGAAGCCGCGGAAGCUUCGAAACGUAUUAUUCUUAUACUAACCAGGAAUUUUAUUGAAACUGAAUGGUCACGUUUUGAAUUUCGGCAAGCAUUGCAUGAAAUUCUGAAAACUCGAAUUUAUACUUUAGUCAUAAUAGAAGAGAGCUCAGUAUUGUCUGAAGCCGAAUGUGAUCCAGAUCUUAGACCAUAUUUGAAAACAAGUUUAAGAAUAAGAUGGGGCCAAAAUAAAUUUUGGGAGAAAUUGCGUUACGCGUUGCCGGAUAGGAAGUGCAGAAACAAAACAUCUAGUUACAGAAACAAUAUAAAUUCUUAUACUAUGAGAAGUGGUAUGCAGAAUGGUACAUUGAGGUCCUUUUCUUUUACUGAGAAAAUGCGAGGGCCGGCCGAUGGAGUGAAUACAGCUCCGCAAUUUGUUGAGGAGCGUCCGCAGCAAUUACAAUCUGCGUACGGGCCGGACGGUCGACCUCCGUCAGAUCAUAUAUACUCGUCAAUCGAUUCAGAUUACUCGUCAUUAGAACUAGGGGGUAGCAAUCCUAAUAGAAGGCGGGAAUUUAGGCACUGGCCACCGCCGCCGCCGUUAAUUGACACUCAGCCUUCAGGUCAAGCCUAUCUUGUCUAGUCCACGCUUCUCAUAACUCAACGUAAAAUAUUUUAGUCAAAAGCUUCUUGUGAAUAUUGUAUAAUCGCAACGCGCGCUUUACCAAAUAGGUAAUAAUUAAGAUUUUAACCUAUAUUUUUGUAAUUUCUCGCCUUUUCAAAGGGCGUUCAUUUCGUAAAUGUUGGUUGAUGUAAAUACAUUUCUAUAAGACUGCUGUAGAUUAUUAUGUGAAUUUUGUAUAUAAUUUGUAAAUAGAUGUCCAUAUAAGUCACAAGUAUACUAUUUAUAUACUUUAAUAAAG